Caenorhabditis angaria is the source of this 1372-nucleotide messenger RNA. NCBI's taxonomy places the organism in Eukaryota, Metazoa, Nematoda, Chromadorea, Rhabditida, Rhabditidae. The record is from the annotation of a GenBank genome assembly.
AUGACGAGUAUAACUGUUGAACAAGAGGCUUUUGAAAUGCCAUCGGAUAAUAAAAAAGUAAUGCUUAAAAUCGACGAUGUACAUUUGCAUUCUUGUGGAGUAUUCAGCAAUGUUUAUAGGUAAGGUUGGCAGAAUUUUCACGAGAAAGAGGAUUUUCAUAAGAAAACACAGUACUCCACGUGUUUUGAUUUGUUUCAGAGGAAAUCUACGUGAGCCAUGCGAAAAGAAAAUAGCUAUCAAAAAAACGUGGCCUGAAAAAGGCGAACGCAACUUCGAAUUCAUAUUUUUGACAGGAAGAGAACGUGUCAAACACAAAAAUAUCAUUCAAAUGAAUUAUGCAUUCAGUCACAGUUAUGGAAAUAAGAUUUGCGAAUCAUAUGUAUUUGAUUAUAUGCCAUAUACUUUAGCUGAUGUUAUCAAAUUUCCAUUGAAUGAUUUUGAUAUUCGUUUGUAUUCUUGGCAAAUAUUUGCAGGUUUGAAAUAUCUCGAAGAACAUUGUGUUGUACAUCGAGAUUUAAAACCUGUUAAUAUUCUUGUUGAUCAUGAUGAUGGAAAUUUGAAAAUUAGUGAUUUUGGAUCAUCAAAAGCGCUUGUUCGAAAUAAAACGAAUAAUCAUUAUCAAGUGACACGUUUUUAUCGUCCACCUGAACUUCUUCUCAAAGCAACUGAUUAUGAUUGGACUGUUGAUAUUUGGUCGGCUGGAUGUUGUAUCGCUGAAAUGAUUCGAAAACAUGUUGUAUUUCCUGGAAGAGAUUCAGCACAUCAAAUGAAAUUGUAUUGUAGAUGUUUUGGAGCACCAAGUGAUUCAGAAAUAAGAGCAAUGAAAGCAGAAGAUACGCUUGAAAUUGAUGCCACAAAAUAUUUGAAAGGUUAUGGAUUGAAGAAAAUAUUGCCAGCAAUCACAUCGGAACAAUUGGCAUUUUUGAAUCGUGUUAUGGUUUAUUCGCCUGGAAAAAGAUUGAGAGGUCCAGAAUUGUUGAAGGAUGAUUUUUUCAAGCCAUUGUUCAAGUUAGUAAGGAAAAUUUCGAAUCUAACGGAUUAUUUUUAUUGAAAUCAUAACCAAAAAAAUAUUUUCAGACCUGGCGCAAUUCGUUCAAAUGAUGUUCCAGUCUCUUCAAUUAUCACACCAUCGGAUUAUAAACAAUCAACAGAACCCGAUAAUUCAACAGCAUCCAAAAGAUUUGCUUUAUUAUCGCUUUCCAAAAAACCAGUCAAUACUCAAGGAAUUCCAAUUUGCGAGAAAAGUAAUUCAUUCGAAAAUAUUCCACAUCGUCGAUCAACUUUGGUUCCAAAAGAACAGAAAAUGGCGAAAGAACAAAAAUCGAAAGAGGAUUUGUCGAAAGAAGAAGCGAGAAAAAGGUUUGGGAAGUAA